UGCACUUCGCUUCUUGGUUUUGCUUAGUGACAGACCUUGACAUUUCGUGUAGCUAGCCAGAAUGAGCCCGGCCGAACAUAAGCCGGAGGAUUUAGCCCCUGCUAUGGCAGAACUGGAACUUGAAGAGGAUAAGCAGGAUGGUGCUGAUGCUGCAGCUCCAGCUGCGCUCAGCAAGGGCCAGUUGAAGAAGCUGAAGGCCAAAGCCAAAAAGGCCGAGCAGAAGGCUGAGGGGCAGUCGCAGGAGGAGAGCAGCAGUGGUGCACAAGCACCCUCAGCAGAUGCGACGGCAGCGGCACCCUCAGCGGCAAACGAGGACGAGGACGGCGGCUCGGCCGAUGAGGAGGGAGGUGGCGAUGACGCAGCAGGUGGCGAGGGAAAGAAGAAAAAGAAGAAGAAGAAGUCCAAGAAGAAGGCUUCAUCUGCCGCGGCUGCUGGAGACGAUGCUGCUCCUAGCAGCAACGGUGCGAGCGCAGCGCCGCCCAGCGCAUCGCUCCGGCCCGGCGAGAAGUUGGUGCAGACUAGCCCGCCCUCAGUUCCUGUACGCCUGCUGUUUCCCGACGGGAAAUACCCUGAGGGAGAGUGGCAGAGCUACAAGGAUGAUAACCUUUGGCGGGAAACCAGCGCGGAGAAGCGUGAGCUGGAGCGACUCAACUGGGACAUGCUUAACGAGGUCCGCCGCGCAGCCGAGGUGCACCGGCAAGUCCGCAAGCACAUGCGGACUAUCAUCAAGCCCGGCAUCCGCUUGUUCGACAUGUGCGAGCAGCUGGAGGACAUGGUGCGCAACCUGAUCGAGGUCAACGGUCUCGAUGCGGGCAUCGCCUUCCCCACCGGCUGCUCGCUCAACUACGUCGCCGCGCACUGGACGCCAAACGCAGGAGACAAGACCGUCCUGCAGUACGAUGACGUGAUGAAGUUGGACUUUGGGACGCACGUUGGUGGCCGCAUCAUCGAUUCCGCCUUCACGGUACACUUCAACCCGAAGUUUGACCCGCUGGUUGCCGCGGUCAAGGACGCCACCAACACGGGCGUCAAGGCGGCGGGCGUGGACGUGCGGCUAUGCGAUGUGGGCGAGGCUGUGCAGGAGGUGAUGGAGUCGUACGAGGUGGAGCUGGACGGGCGCACGCACCAGGUCAAGUGCGUGCGCAACCUCAACGGCCACUCCAUCGGGCCCUACCAGAUCCACGCGGGGAAGAGCGUGCCCAUCGUGCGGGGCGGCGAGGCUACCCGAAUGGAGGAGGGCGAGUUCUUCGCCAUCGAGACGUUCGGCACCACCGGCAAGGGAUACGUGCGGGAGGACCUGGAGUGCAGCCACUACAUGAAGAACUUCGAUGUGGGUCACGUGCCGCUGCGGCUGCCGCGCGCCAAGCAGCUGCUGGGCACCAUUGAGAAGAACUUCGGGACGCUGGCCUUCUGCAGGCGCCACCUGGACCGGCUGGGUGAGGACAAGUACCUGAUGGCGCUCAAGAACCUGUGCGAUGCGGGCGUGGUGGACCCCUACCCCCCGCUGUGCGACGCCAAGGGCUCCUACGUGGCGCAGUUCGAGCACACCCUCUACCUGCACCCCACCCGCAAAGAGGUGCUGUCGCGCGGGGAGGACUACUGAGGGGCGGAGGGGGAUAAAAGUAAUGAGGAGGAGAGUGAACUGAUGAGGGGGAAAAGAGGAGGAAAGCUGG
Astrephomene gubernaculifera is the source of this 1673-nucleotide messenger RNA. Lineage: Eukaryota; Viridiplantae; Chlorophyta; Chlorophyceae; Chlamydomonadales; Astrephomenaceae. The record is from the annotation of a GenBank genome assembly.